AUGGUGCAGAGAGCAGACACGAGUGAAACUCAGGUUGAGAAGCCUGCCCAUUUGAAAUUAGAGAUGCCCAUCCAGGCUCCUUCCAAGAGAAAGCAGCCCCUAGACCAGAAGCAGGAAGAGAAAAGGCCCUCGGAGAGUGGGGGAAACAAUGGCAGGAGAUCCAAGUCCUCACCCAUGGACAAAGAGAACACCUGUGGAACAAGUCGGGAGGCUAAGGUCCCCAGGCAGAAGCUAUCUGGGCAAAGCUGGGCUGUCUCCUCCUGCGGGCUCCUCAAGAGAAGCAGCAGGCUGGAAGAGAAGAGGAGGGCCAGACCAUCUCCCUCCAGAGAGAGGAGAAGGGACAAGCCUGGAUCCACCCAGAGAAGAGAUUCCUUGCACACAAAACUGCAUGGAAAGGAUCCAAGGCCCCAGCCAAGAUCUCCUGUGAGGAGGACUCUGAAGCGCAGUCACUCUGGAGACAGCCAUGAUGCUCCACACCAGUCUGCCAAGAGGCACAGACAGCCUUCUCCUCCUGAAGCCAGCUCAUUCUCAACGUUUUCGCCACUGAUGUCCAGAGUCUUCACCAACAUGGGUGCCUUGCAGGUGGCCCUGGAUGACCUGAAAGCCCCCGGAGGUGCUUUUCUCAGUGUGCCCUCGAGCAGCAAGGAGCCCACUGUGUCACAGCGUGCCUGGCUCACUUGGCAACUGUCUCAUGCAGGAGCAGCGCUGCACUGGGCACGUCACACAGUCAAUUCCAUCUUGACUGCCCAGGAUAACCUGUGCAGAUACACCUGGCCUCAAGGAGAUUCCUGCACUGCUCACCCUAGACCAGUGCCCACCUCCUCCUCUCGGAAGACCCAGGCCAGCCGACUGGUGCAGAGACCAGGUGACUCCGCAUCUCCCAGCCCUUCCCAGGUUCCAAGAAGCAUCCUGGCCUAA
Molecule: messenger RNA, 918 nt
Organism: Arvicanthis niloticus (Nile rat)
Lineage: Eukaryota; Metazoa; Chordata; Mammalia; Rodentia; Muridae
Source: RefSeq, a predicted model, not a curated record